GGAGGAGGGAGCUUCGGCGGCGCCCCGCCCUGUCAGCAAGGUUGCGCGUGCCCCCGUGCGACCGCCAAGAUGGUGGUGGGCGCGUUCCCUAUGGCGAAGCUGCUAUACCUGGGCAUCCGGCAGGUCAGCAAGCCUCUUGCCAACCGCAUUAAGGAAGCCGCCCGCCGCAGCGAGUUCUUCAAGACCUAUAUCUGCCUCCCGCCGGCUCAGCUGUACCACUGGGUGGAGAUGCGGACCAAGAUGCGCAUCAUGGGCUUCCGGGGCACAGCCAUCAAGCCGCUGAACGAGGCCGCAGCCGCGGACCUGGGCGCCGAGCUGCUGGGCGAGGCCACCAUCUUCGUGGUGGGCGGCGGCUGCCUGGUGCUGGAGUACUGGCGCCACCAGGUGCAGCAGCGCAACAAGGAGGAGGAGCAGCGUGCCGCCUGGGACGCCUUGCAGGACGAGGUGGGCCGCCUGGCGCAGGCGGUGGAGGCGCUGCAGGUGCAGGUGCAGGCCACACCGAGGGGCGCCCUGGAGGAGCUGCAGGCACAGAUGCGGGAGGUGCGUGCCCGGAUCAGCGGCCAGGAUGCAUCCGGGGCGUCCCAGGCGGCGUCUGCAGCCAAGAAAUAGGAGGCACCGGAGCCUGAACUCGGACGUGGCCCUGUGAGCCAGCGUGGCCUUCUCCCCACACCACCCCUGCUGGUGCUGGCCUCGCGGAAACCACUGGGACCUCGAUGGCACUGGCUUCCUGUCACCUCUGCGGCCCGCGGGCCCGGACCAGCCCCAGCAGGGGGAGCUUGCCAGCCCAGCUCCCAGCCCCUCGCCGGUGGGUGCAGUCCACAGAGCUCAUCUCUCCACCCCUCACCCCAAGCCACGCAGACCCCAGCGGGCAGGACAACACAGCUGUCUUCUGACAGAAAGCAAGAGAGCCUGACUUGAGCCGAAUCCGCCUGCCGAGCCCCCCUUACUUGAUCAGUGUUACCUUUCCCUGGAACACUCGACCCUCAGAUCCCCCUUCCUUUCUCGUCGGGUACAAGGCCCUUCGGUGGACUUCUGGCCCCCCCUCAGGUGGCUCGACAGGGGAUGUUGCUUUUUGAGGGAGGAAGAAGGGACCCUGGCCUGUAUAUCUUUCCCCUUAACUGGAUCUGUGGUACCUUCCUUAAGCGGGGUACGCAGCAGCACCCCUCAGCCUGUCUGUGGUGCCGCCUGCCGGAAUUGCUGUGCAGGGUCUUCUGGGGUGUUGCUCUCCCCGCCCCCUUCUGUGGUGGACAAAUUGAACCUGCCUAGGGAGGACUCCCCCAGCUGUCUUCCAGCCUCGGCCCUGCGUCGGUCCCCAGCACCCCUGGGCCUGUUGUACCCGUUCCCACCCACCCCGCUGUCUCCUUCAGUGGCCUGUCUAGGGGGACACUGCCACGGCCAGGGGAGCACGACCCCGUGUUCCAAAUCUAGCCAUCUCUGUGCUCUUGUGCCCCUCAGGGCUCUCGGUGGAUGCACAGCCCCCCUUCACGCAGUGGUACCCUUUCGGCUCCGUUGUCCCAAGACCUGCCUCCCUCCCGCUGGUCAAGGCCGCUCAGUGGUCUGCUUCCUUCGGUAGUUUCCUAGGCCGCCAUCACAGUCACCGCAGACUUGGUGGCUUAGAACACAGGGAUUUAUUCUCUCUGUUCUGGAGGCCAGAGAUCCAAAAUCAAGGUGUCCACAGGGCCUUGGAACAGGGAGAGCCCUCCUGCCCUCUUUCAGUUUCUGGGGGUGCCCAGGGGCCCUUCACUUGUUUGACUGAGUCUCUUCGGGGUCUUCUCAUGGCCUUCUCUUCCGUCUCUUAGAAAGACACAGAAUCUUUAAUCCUAAUCAAAGUCCUAAAUCCUAAUCCCUGAAUUAGGACCUCCCUAAGUCUGGGAUGGCUUCAGUUAGGAGUCCUCACCUUCAUUACAUCUGCAAAGACCCUUUUUCCAAAUAAACUCCUCGCUGGUCCCAGGGCUUAGGAUGUGGGCUGACCUAGUUUUGGAUUUUUUGUGGGGAGGGAGUACCAUUCAACCACUACGUCUCCCCACCCCUAGUUCUUUCCCAGAUGGGGAAACUGAGGCCCAGGAGAAGCCAAGGGACUUGCCCAGGGCAAGUCCAGUGAGGGACUCUCCAGGUGGUGAAGUAGUAGGGCGCGGGCGGGGAGCGGGAACUGCCCAGGGGCUGGGUGAGGAGGAAGCCGGUGAGAGGGAGACUCACAUGGAGGGCUGUCCCCACGGAGGCCAAAGCAUCCCAGGGGCAAGCUAAGGGGGCGCAGUGGGGGUAGGGGGAGGCUCACUCCCAUGACAGCUGCCCAGAUCAUACCCAAGGGGUUAGCACUUAGUGAUUCACUGCACCUGGGCCCCUCCGGGAGUCAGCAGGUGAAGUGGGAGCGCCCGGCUUCUCUCGCUGCUCCCAGCUCCUCUCACCCCCCGCCCCUCAGCAUCCCAAGGCCUGCCCAAAUGGAAAAUGAGGAAACUGGGCUCUGAAACGGCAUCUCAGUUCCUUCUAGAAGAGGGGGGGAAGCUGGCAAAGGGCGCUGAGGAGGUGGGCCCUGGGUGGGGGUGUCUUUAAAAUUGGAGGUGACCUGAGUGGACUCAGUUUCGAGGGGUAGAAGGCAAAAGACACAGAGACCUCUGCGUGAGGGGAAGCCGGCCUCCCUGCCCCUGGGUUGCUGGCUGGGCACCCACUGUGGCACUGACAGGUUUCUCUGGAGCACAGGUAGCUGGCGGCCAGGGCCCCAUCACGUCAAUCGUUAGCAGUUCUUGUAGCAGAGCGAGUUUGUUGAGCUCUAGUUAGGUGCUGGGCACUGUUAUAAGUGCUCUACGUAAUCCCAGAGCAUUUGCUGGGGUUCAUUGCUGAGGAAACCGAGGCGCAGAGAGGUCAGUCGCCUGCUCCAGGGCACACAGCGGAGGCUGAGGUGGGGUGUGAACAUGGACCGUGGGACGGGCCCGAGCGCGGGCUCCUGACCCGGUGCCAUCCCGACCCUGACCCGACGCUGCCCUCGAGCCUCCCAGACUCGGACCUCAGCCCUGCCGUGUCCUGACCCGCGGCCAGUCCCUGCUUCACCGCUGCGUGGGCGGGAUCGGGGGGUGUGGGACGGGAGAGACCCAAAGACGCUUCACAGUCCUAGUGUCUUACAGGCUAAAACCCUGUGCACAUUUGCGACUUGGGGAGAGGGCUUGAAUAAAUUUGUAAUUCAGGUCGGUUGUCUUCAAGUUGCUGUGAUUUCCGCCCCCGCGUAUUUAAGAAAUUCCUGGGACCCUUGGAAGAAAUGACCUUCAUUUAUUCUUUCACUCAAGAGCCAGUGGUGCCCACUCUCUGCCCUGCCCUGUGCCAUGUUAGGGUCACAGUAGUGGCCAAGACAGCCCCGCCCUGCCCUCACGGGGCCUCUGGUCUAGUGGGAAGGAGAGGGGUGGGGCAGGGACAGAAGGACAAACAAUUCACAUUCCCCAAGUCACCUGCCUGUGAGGGGUGGUUUGGGGAGAGGCUGGGCUGGAAGCAGCUCCCCUCCUGAGAAUCUCCGGCCUUUCACUGUGCCAAGGACAGAACCCCAUUCACACUCUGGAAACCUCAGACAGUGCUCCCGGGCUCUGCCAGGGGCCUCGGGGACCCAACAGCAGUGGGGUGCCCUGCAUCGCGCAGAUGCCCACUUCGGGCAUUCCAGAAGAGACACCAGCUUUACUUGUGAGCCUCUGGGCAAGAAAGCAGGAGAUCAAGUUAAAUCUGCCUCCACGAUUAAGGAAGGUAAUGAGGUCAUGUGGGUCUGGGGGACCAGGCUUAAGAACAGAGGAGCCAACUUAAGGGCCGACGAGCAGCUCAGGGGCAAGGAAACAUGGACCUGGAUGAA
This is a messenger RNA of Talpa occidentalis (Iberian mole), 3826 nucleotides long. Its product is annotated as optic atrophy 3 protein-like. The transcript has 2 exons. NCBI's taxonomy places the organism in Eukaryota, Metazoa, Chordata, Mammalia, Eulipotyphla, Talpidae. Gene Ontology annotation, cellular component: mitochondrion. Gene Ontology annotation, biological process: regulation of lipid metabolic process. Bases 70 to 609 code for a protein of 179 amino acids. The record is from RefSeq and is a predicted model, not a curated record.